UCUCCAUAGCAAUAUGGAUUUUACGGCAAGGGAAACCGCAUGGCGCUCCCAGGCAGAGAAUCUUUUUGGUACUAUGAUGGCUACAGGUGGAUCUGAUUCGGAGUCCACUCGUGUUUUAAAGAAUUCCUUACGUAAUUUAAUACAUCGGCGCACAAAGAUAUGGUGGAACAGGACUUCGCUUGAGCAGUAUAAAUCCAGGGGUCUUAUCCCCCGGGGGCUGCGUAUCCAAACAUUUCCCGCAUAUGGCAAAGAGGACGAGGUCUUUUCGAAAGCUUGGGAGGAGGUAUGUCAUAAGAGUGCAAUGACUUUUAUUCAGCUGAUUGUUGAUCUUAAUACAAGGACCCUGGAUGCCCUGUCAGGUGAAAUUGAUUCAGCCAUGAAGCAGCUACAGGAGAUAACAUCAUCGCAGGAAUAUGAUAUUUUCCUGAAAGAAAUGGAGGAAUCCUUUGUGGUCUGGGAAAAACAGAUCCAAUCCCAAAAGUCGAGUAAGUUCCAACGAGAUGUGAAUGACUACCAGAACCAAAAGGUGUAUAAGUGGAAAUUUCAUACUAGAACCAGGAGUGAAUCUGUCUCCUCACGGACCUCUCGUGAUACAGUCUCAGACAUUUCAUCUAUUGCAUCCACAUCAUCACGGGUCCAACCACAUAGAAGCAAAAAGAACACCUCUUCUGGGUCAUCCUCUCGCAGACGAUAUGAACGAAAUACUCACCAUGAUAAUCAGCGACAUUCCAUGAAGGCUGAGUUACGACAAAUUUUGAAUCAAGCGAAAGAUGAGGACAUCAUCACCUCUAAACAAUAUGAUUCUUUGUGGAUCGACAACCCGAUGAUCGCCACCUUCUAUUUACUACCAAAGAUCCAUAAGCAUGCCACUACACCACCAGGGAUACGACGGAUGUUUUGAAACGAAUGGAACACAUCCAUAUGGACAGCGAUAUGCUUAUUGUAACAUGCGAUGUAGAGUCACUCUAUACUUCUAUUCAUCACGCUGAUGGUCUAAGAGCAGUCCAAGCUUUCCUGAUGAUGUCUGAAGUGGAUGAUAAUCUGAUGUGGACGACCAGGGAUAUGUCCAAUCCAAUCUGUUUCGAAAACCAACUGCAACCAACUCUCUGCUGCAUGCACAAUCAGCACAUCCACCAAGCCUAAUUAAAGAUUCAGAGAACGAGGCUAUAAGGAACAAUGGCUCAGGAGAGCAUAUCUGAGAGCGAAACACACCAAGAGAGAUGCCCUUUUGCAACCGAAGCCUCGUGAGAAACGGGAUAACCAGGAUUUCAUGUGAUACCAUAGGGGUGAUAUAUCACGCAACAUGCCCCUGCGGCCUCAUAUACAUCGGGAUGACGACUCGAGAGCUUCGCAGACGUACACGAG
This is a messenger RNA of Hyla sarda, 1365 nucleotides long. RefSeq lists its product as uncharacterized. The record is from RefSeq and is a predicted model, not a curated record. The transcript is spliced from 6 exons. Lineage: Eukaryota; Metazoa; Chordata; Amphibia; Anura; Hylidae. The coding region runs from base 14 to 901 and encodes 295 amino acids.